Molecule: messenger RNA, 764 nt
Organism: Schistocerca cancellata (South American locust)
Lineage: Eukaryota; Metazoa; Arthropoda; Insecta; Orthoptera; Acrididae
Exons: 3
Coding region: 7-339 (110 amino acids)
Source: RefSeq, a predicted model, not a curated record
AAAGUCAUGAGGCAUCUUCUGCUGAUGGUUUCAGCGUUUGCUGUGCUUGCCACAUCCGUAUCACUGGACACUGCCGAAGAGAGCUGCUCAGGGAGUUGUCCCGAGGAAACUCUUUAUGACUGCAGACAGAAUAUGGCCACCAGGAAGUACUACAAAUUCAGCCAUCCAUGUCGUUCAUGGCAGUGCGGGUGCAAAACUGGGACACAUUUCAACUCGGUGGAUCUUCAUCACUGCAACGGUCUUUCGGUAGACUACUGUCCAUCUGAAGAGGUCCUGCUCCAGGGAAACUCCAAGAACGGCAGUGAAAGCGCAGAAGCUCGUCUCCUACACACGCAAUGAUCUUGCAGUGCAUUACUUAUUUAUAUCAGUUCAUGCACUACUUUCAAGUGGCUCUACACGACAUAGCGCACAAAAUUUCUGAGAGUAAUUACUCAGUUAAAAUGUUACCAAAAAAGUGAAACUCUCGUUAUAUGAAAUGGAAACCAACCUCCAUGUUACGCACAUCUUUCCAAUUACAUUUUUAAAUAUUUAGGAGUAUAUCUACAUUUCAAAAACUUUGUAAUUAACACCGUAUGUUGUUGAGAUGUUGUCGGUGAUCAGUCUAGUACUACAGAGCUUGCCAAAAACGUUGGGAUUUAUUCUCUACAAACACAGGAGGUGCAUGUGAUACGUUUGACUAUACUACAACUAAAACUUCGGAUGAAUAAUUUCAUACAAUUUCUCUCUGAAUAUAUGUCAUGCAACGUAUACUGUUUACGGGUGUA